Gymnogyps californianus (California condor) is the source of this 1284-nucleotide messenger RNA. It is a transcript of the gene KCTD16, whose product is annotated as potassium channel tetramerization domain containing 16. NCBI's taxonomy places the organism in Eukaryota, Metazoa, Chordata, Aves, Accipitriformes, Cathartidae. The record is from RefSeq and is a predicted model, not a curated record. The coding region runs from base 1 to 1284 and encodes 427 amino acids. The transcript is spliced from 2 exons. Gene Ontology annotation, biological process: protein homooligomerization; regulation of G protein-coupled receptor signaling pathway. Gene Ontology annotation, molecular function: protein binding. Gene Ontology annotation, cellular component: presynaptic membrane; postsynaptic membrane.
AUGGCUCUGAGUGGCAACUGCAGGACUUACCUUCCUCCUCGAGAGCAGGGGACUGGGCUGCACUCCUUCCCGGAGGUAGUGGAGCUAAACGUGGGCGGCCAGGUUUACUUCACUCGCCACUCCACCUUGGUUGGCACCCCUCACUCCCUGCUGUGGAAAAUGUUCACCCCAAAGAGAGACACAGCCAACGAUCUGGCCAAGGACUCCAAGGGAAGAUUCUUCAUCGACAGAGAUGGUUUCCUUUUCCGCUACAUUCUGGACUAUCUCAGGGACAAGCAAGUGGUUCUGCCCGACCACUUCCCAGAGAAGGGAAGGCUCAAGAGGGAGGCUGAGUACUUCCAGCUCCCGGACUUGGUCAAACUCCUGACUCCCGAUGACAACAAGCAAAGCCCCGACGAUUAUUGCCACAGCGACUAUGAAGAGGUCUCCCAAGGCAGUGACACGAGAAUAUGCCCACCCUCAUCGCUCUUACCGCCUGAUCGGAAGUGGGGAUUCAUUACCAUCGGGUACCGGGGGUCGUGCACUAUUGGCAGGGAGAGCCAAGCAGAUGCCAAAUUCAGGAGGGUCCCAAGGAUUUUGGUUUGUGGAAGGAUUGCUCUGGUCAAAGAGGUCUUUGGAGAAAGUUUGAAUGAAAGCAGAGACCCAGACAGGGCUCCAGAAAGGUACACCUCCAGGUUUUAUCUCAAGUUCAAGCACCUGGAGAGGGCUUUCGACAUGUUGUCCGAGUGUGGAUUCCACAUGGUGGCCUGUAACUCCUCGGUGACGGCUUCCUUUGUCAACCAGUACACAGACGACAAGGUCUGGUCCAGCUACACUGAAUAUGUCUUCUACCGUGAGCCCUCCCGGUGGUCCUCGUCCCACUGCGACUGCUGCUGCAAGAACGGCAAAGGCGACAAGGAGGGCGAGAGCGGCACGUCGUGCAACGAGCUGUCGACGUCGAGCUGCGACAGCCAGUCGGAGGCCAGCUCCCCCCAGGAGACCGUCAUCUGCGGCCCCGUCACCCGCCAGCCCAACAUACAGACUCUGGACCGGCCGGCCAAGAAGGGGCCGGUGCAGCUGCUGCAGCAGUCCGAGAUCCGGAGGAAGAGCGACCUGCUCCGGACUCUCACCUCCAGCUCCCGGGAGUCCAACUCCAGCAAGAAAAAAGCAGUGAAGGAGAAGCUUUCCAUUGAGGAGGAGCUAGAAAAAUGUAUCCAGGAUUUCCUCAAAAUCAAAAUCCCAGACAGGUUUCCAGAAAGGAAACAUCCCUGGCAAUCCGAACUGCUGCGGAAGUACCACCUAUAG